UGCCAGGAAUAGGAUGAUGUGCUGCAGGCGCAGCAGCGCAGAGCACACCGCAUGUACCCCCAGAGUUCCCAUCGGUUCCCAUUAGACAGCCGCCAUUUGCGGGGCGGCAGCAGGAGAGAGGAGCAGCAUCCUCUCUUCCGAUGCUCACACUCCCGUCUAGAGGAGAACGAAGGAAGGAGGGAAGAGGAGGGGCCUGCGCAGGAAGUCAGGCCAGGCAAAGGGAGCGCCUCUUCUCGGCUGGUGCGUUUCCUUGGAGAGGAGCUGCCGGUCGGUGCCCGGAGCGAGCGAAGAGCUCACUGGUGCCUCUUUCUGCCGGGAGCUGCACGAAGCUUCCUGAGGGAGGAGCUGGAGCUUCCGCACUGCUUGCGGAGGGGCAAAGAAGUGGCCCUUUUCUUCCCCACCGAGGGUGAUCUGGGAGAAGUCCAUGAAGAAGAAUCUGUGUGUCAAAGAAAUUGCUCCCUCAAGAGAAAACAAGAUCUUUAGUUUUUGCUGGAGAUUGCCUGGGAGCACAGAUUGAAGAUGGGGGAGAGAGAUUCUGGUGGCUCUGAAGCAGGCAAAAGCCCUGAUUCCACCCAGCCUGAGAAUAGUGGGGGAUUCUGGGAAAGGACCACACAGAAAAUCCUGAGCGGAGGCAACCUGAACUCGGAUGUACAAUGCCAGCACUUCAGGCAGUUCUGCUACCAAGAGGUUGAUGGGCCCCGAGAGGUUUGCAACCAGCUGUACAGCCUUUGUCAUAGGUGGCUGAUGCCAGAAAGACACACAAAAAAUCAGAUCCUGGACUUGGUGGUCCUGGAGCAGUUCCUGACCAUCCUACCCCCUGAGAUGGAGAGCUGGGUCAGAGAUUGCAGAGUGGAGACCAGUUCCCAGGCAGUGGCUCUGGCAGAAGGUUUCCUCCUGAGCCAGGCAGAGGAGAAGAAGCAGCUGGAAGAGCAGCAGAUUCCAGGACUGUUGUCGUUGACUCCUCCUGGUUUCUCUGAGGCAGAGAGGGCUGCAUUGGAUGCCAAGCAGAAGGCGCUGUUAUUGUGCCCAACGGGGGUAUUUUGGACUCAGAGGACCUUGUUUCUGUGUACUGGAAUGACUCUGCCCAUGGAUUCUCGGCCAUCUCUUCUUGCUGGUGGAGCAGAAGAGGCUUCAGUGCAACCAGAUCAGGGUCCGGUGACCUUUGAGGAAGUGGCCGUGCAUUUCACAGAGGAGGAGUGGGCUCUGCUGUAUCCAAACCAAAGAGCCCUGCACAGCGCAGUCAUGGAGGAGAAUUAUGAGACUGUGUCCUCUCUGGCAGGUAACAACUGGGAGAGUGAAAAUGAGAAAAAGCCUCAGAGAAGAUUGUUGGGAGGUGCUGGAAGGACAAUGAGGGAACAACAAGGAAUAAAAACUGUAGUUAAACAGAAGAAGAGGGAUAGAUCUCCUGCUUCUCAGCAUGGUGAAUUGCAUACAAUCACAAUCCAGGGAGGAAAGGAGAAAGUAGUAGAGAAAACGCUUUGCCCUUUCUACAGGAGUAGCUUCAGUUCUGAAUCCAGCCUUCAACCUCAGACGAUAAUACAUACAGAGGAGAAACCAUACAUAUGCUUGGAAUGUGGAAAAAGCUUCAGCGAGAGAGGAAUUCUCAGGAAACAUAAAAAAAUUCACACAGAAGAGAAACCAUAUAGUUGUUUGGAGUGCGGAAAGAGCUUCAGUCGCAGCACAAGCCUCACUACACACCAAAGGAUUCACACAGGAGAGAAACCAUAUACAUGCUUAGAGUGUGGAAGGAGCUUCAGUCAAAGUGCACAACUCACUGUACAUCAAAAGAUUCAUACAGGAGAGAAACCAUAUACAUGCUUAGAGUGUGGAAAGGGCUUCAGACUAAGGCCACAACUCACUGUACAUCAAAGGAUGCACACAGGGGAGAAACCAUAUAAAUGCUUGGAGUGCGGAAAGGGCUUCAGUCAAAGGGCACAUCUCACUGUACAUCAAAGGAUCCACACAGGAGAGAAACCAUAUACAUGUAUGGGGUGUGGAAAGGGCUUCAGUCAAAGUGCACAACUCACUGUACAUCAAAGGAUUCACAUAAAAGAGAAACCAUAUACGUGUUUGGAAUGUGGAAAGGGCUUUAGUCACAGGACAAGCCUGAUUUCACACCAAAGGAUUCACACAGGAGAGAAACCAUAUACGUGCUUGGAGUGUGGAAAGAACUUCAGUCAAAGGGCGCAUCUCACUUCACACCAAAGGAGUCACACAGGAGAGAAACCAUAUAAAUGCUUGGAGUGUGGAAAGGGCUUUAGUCACAGCACCAGCCUGGCUUCACACCAAAAGAUUCACACAGGAGAAAAACCAUAUACAUGCUCAGAGUGCGGAAAAAGCUUCUGUCAAAGUGCACAACUCACUGUACAUAAAAAGAUUCACAAAGAAGAGAAACCAUAUACAUGCCUGGAGUGUGGCAAGGGCUUUAGUCAAAGGGCACAACUGAAUGUACAUCAAAGGAUUCACACAGGAGAGAAACCAUAUAAAUGCUUGGAGUGUGGAAAAAGCUUCAGUCACAGCACAAGCCUGACUUCACACCAAAGGAUUCACACAGGAGAGAAACCAUAUAGAUGCUUGGAGUGUGGAAAAAGCUUCAGUCACAGCACAAACCUGACUUCACACCAAAGGAUUCACACAGGAGAGAAACCGCAUACUUGCUUGGAAUGUGGAAAGAGCUUUAGCCAUAAGAAGCACCUUACUUUACAUCGAAGGACUCACACAGGAGAGAAACCAUAUAGAUGCAUGGAGUGUGGCAAGAGCUUCAAGUGCGGAAAAAGCUGUCAAAAUGCACAACUCACUGUACAUAAAAAGAUUCACAAAGAAGAGAAACCAUAUAUAUGCUUGGAGUGUGGCAAGGGCUUUCGUCAAAGGGCACAACUGAAUGUACAUCAAAGGAUUCACACAGGAGAGAAACCAUAUAGAUGCUUGGAGUGUGGAAAGAGCUUUAGUCACAGCACAAGCCUGACUUUACACCAAAGGAUUCACACAGGAGAGAAACCAUAUAGAUGCAUGGAGUGUGGCAAGAGCUUCAGUAUCAACACGAGCUUGACUUCACACCAAAGGAUACACACAGGAGAGAAACCAUAUAGAUGCUUGGAGUGUGGGAAGGGCUUCAGUCACAGCAGGAGCCUGAUUUCACACCAUAAGAUUCACACAGGAGAGAAACCAUAUAGUAAACCAUACAAAUGCUUGGAAUGUGGAAAAAGCUUCAGCGAGAGAGGAAUUCUCAGGAAACAUCAAAAAAUUCACACAGAAGAGAAACCAUAUAGUUGUUUGGAGUGCGGAAAGAGCUUCAGUCAAAGUGCACAACUCACUGUACAUCAAAAGAUUCAUAUAGGAGAGAAAGCAUAUACGUGCUUGGAGUGUGGAAAGGGCUUCAGACUAAGGACACAACUCACUGUACAUCAAAGGAUUCACACAGGGGAGAAACCAUAUAAAUGCUUGGAGUGUGGAAAGGGCUUCAGUCAAAGGGCACAUCUCACUUCACACGAAAGGAUCCACACAGGAGAGAAACCAUAUAAAUGUUUGGAGUGUGGAAAGGGCUUUAGUCACAGCACGAACUUGACUUCACACCAAAGGAUUCACAAAGAAGAGAAACCAUAUACAUGCUUGGAGUGUGGAAAGAGCUUCAGUCAAAGGGCACAUCUCACUUCACAUGAAAGGAUCCAUACAGGAGAGAAACCAUAUGGAUGCUUGGAGUGUGGAAAAAGCUUUAGUCACAGUACAAGCCUGACUUUACAUCAAAGGUUUCACACAGGAGAGAAACCAUAUAAAUGCUUGGAGUGUGGAAAGAGCUUCAGUUACAGCACAAAACUGACUUUACACCAAAGGAUUCACACAGGAGAGAAACCAUAUAGAUGCUUGGAGUGUGGAAAAAGUUUAAGUAACAGCACAAAACUGACUUUACACCAAAGGAUUCACACAGGAGAGAAACCAUAUAGAUGCUUGGAGUGUGGAAAGAGCUUCAGUCAAAGGGCACAUCUCACUUCACAUGAAAGGAUCCAUACAGGAGAGAAACCAUAUACAUGCUCAGAGUGUGGAAAAAGCUUCUGUCAAAGUGCACAACUCACUGUACAUAAAAAUAUUCACAAAGAAGAGAAACCAUACAGAUGCUUGGAGUGUGGCAAGGGCUUUUGUCAAAGGGCACAACUGAAUGUACAUCAAAGGAUCCAUACAGGAGAGAAACCAUAUAGAUGUUUGGAGUGUGGAAAAAGCUUCAGUUGCAGCAUAAGCCUGACUUUACACCAAAGGGUUCACACAGGAGAGAAACCAUAUGGAUGCUUGGAGUGUGGAAAAAGCUUCAGUCACAGCACAAACCUGACUUCACACCAAAGGAUUCACACAGGAGAAAAGCCUUAUACAUGCUCAGAGUGCGGAAAAAGCUUCUGUCAAAGUGCACAACUCACUGUACAUAAAAAGAUUCACAAAGAAGAAAAACCAUAUACAUGCUCAGAGUGUGGCAAGGGCUUCAGUCAAAGUGCACAUCUCACUUCACACCAAAGGAUUCACACAGGAGAGAAACCAUAUAAAUGCUUGGAGUGUGGAAAGGGCUUUAGUCAAAGGGCACAACUGAAUGUACACGAAAGGAUUCACACAGGAGAGAAACCAUAUAGAUGCUUGGAGUGUGGAAAAAGCUUCAGUCACAGCACAAACCUGACUUCACACCAAAGGAUUCACACAGGAGAGAAACCAUAUAAAUGCUUGGAGUGUGGCAAGGGCUUUAGUAAAAGGGCACAACUGAAUGUACAUCAAAGGAGUCACACAGGAGAGAAACCAUAUAGAUGCUUGGAAUGUGGAAAGGGUUUCAGUCACAGCAGGAGCCUGAUUUCACACCACAAGAUUCACACAGGAGAGAAACCAUAUAGCGUCACGUAAUUAUUUUUGACUCAAUACUUAAUGGAAAUGGUGGAUUCCAUGUAGCAAAGGUUAGAGUCAAUUGUUUAACUUCUGCAACAUUUAUGGCCAAAUUCAGACCAUCCUGAUUUUUAAAUAGCUCUCUCUUCUCAUAUUUGUGUAUAUGACUGUGACAUUAUCCUUGGAGGAGAUUUCAAUAAAGUGCUGAGUCCCCUUC
Hemicordylus capensis (graceful crag lizard) is the source of this 5071-nucleotide messenger RNA. Its product is annotated as zinc finger protein 420-like. Lineage: Eukaryota; Metazoa; Chordata; Lepidosauria; Squamata; Cordylidae. Gene Ontology annotation, biological process: negative regulation of transcription by RNA polymerase II. The coding region runs from base 520 to 4875 and encodes 1451 amino acids. Gene Ontology annotation, molecular function: RNA polymerase II cis-regulatory region sequence-specific DNA binding; DNA-binding transcription repressor activity, RNA polymerase II-specific. The record is from RefSeq and is a predicted model, not a curated record. The transcript has 8 exons.